CGGGCGGGCCCGUUCGGGGCGGUGCCGGAGCCGCGCGGCGGGGCCGGGAGCGGAGCGGGAGCGGCGGAGAGAGGUUGUCAGGAGCGUUUAAGCAGGCUGAGCUCCCGACUGGCCGUUUGCAGGGGAGAGGAGCGCUGACAUGAAAAGUAAGGAGCUGCAUUAGCGCACGCCGCUCGGCGCUGGGCAGGCAGGCGCUGCGCGAGUGAGUGCAGCCAUCUGCUGAGAUUGUGGCCUGUUGUUUGGAGCUUUCAGCAAGACACUCCUCUACCGUGAGGCUGGGAAGGCUGUCACUGCUGCAGGAGGUAAAAUAAGAACAUGGCAUGAUGUCCUUUGGAAAAGGAGCGAUGGCAGCCAUCAGGAAGAAGCUGGUGAUUGUGGGAGAUGGUGCCUGCGGAAAGACGUGUCUGCUGAUCGUGUUCAGCAAAGACCAGUUCCCCGAGGUCUACGUGCCCACGGUGUUUGAGAACUACAUUGCUGACAUAGAGGUGGAUGGGAAGCAGGUGGAGCUGGCCCUGUGGGACACAGCAGGACAGGAGGACUAUGACAGGCUGCGGCCCCUCUCGUACCCGGACACAGACGUCAUCCUCAUGUGCUUUUCCAUCGACAGCCCGGACAGCCUCGAGAACAUCCCUGAGAAGUGGACGCCGGAGGUGAAGCACUUCUGCCCCAACGUGCCCAUCAUCCUGGUGGGGAACAAGAAGGACCUGCGCAACGACGAGCACACGCGGCGGGAGCUGGCCAAGAUGAAGCAGGAGCCGGUGAAGCCAGAGGAGGGGAGGGACAUGGCCAACAGGAUCAACGCCUUCGGCUACCUGGAGUGCUCGGCCAAGACGAAGGAGGGGGUGCGGGAGGUGUUCGAGAUGGCCACGCGUGCCGGGCUGCAGGUGCGCAAGAACAAGAAGCGCAGGGGCUGCCCGCUGCUGUGAGCUGCUGCCGCACAGCCCCGGCGGCGCCUCGGGGUGCCACCACCUGCCCCGAACCCCUCGCGCCAGAGCUGCCACCCGCGCUCGCAGGGUGUCCCUGCGACAUUCCAGGGCCGUGAGUGCCUUCAGCGCCUGCUGCUCUCCGAGGGCCGGCUGCUCGCGUCGCUCCCCGCGUCGCCCCGGUUUGCCCUGAGCCCCCUGGGUUUGCCCUGAGCCCCCUGGGUUUGCCCUGAGCUCCCUGGGUUUGCCCUGAGCAUCCUGGGUUUGCCCUGAGCUCCCUGGGUUUGCCCUGAGCUCCCUGGUUUGCCCUGAGCCCCCUGGGUUUGCCCUGAGCAUCCUGGGUUUGCCCUGAGCUCCCUGGGUUUGCCUUCCCCGUGGGCAUUGCUGUGGUGUUCACUCCCUUUCCCAGCUCUGGGCAGGUGCCACAGAAGCAGGAGGUGCCGGUCGCAGCUCACGCGUGGGGUGUGCCGGGCCCUCGGUGUGUUCUGCCUGCGCUCCUGGGCCGUGCAGGCAGCAGCCAGCAGAGUUACAGACUUGCCUGGGCAGUUUCAGCCCUGCCUGAGCAGAGCUGGGCUCAGCUGCUGCCAGCAGCUCCUCCCGGGACGCGUGCCCAGCUCUGCCGGCAUCGCCGCCUUCGAGUCUGCCUCGGUCGUGGGCUUGGCAGCACCAAACCCAACUGCUUAAUUGGGAGAAUAAAUGCAAACUGGUAUUUUAGUAAUUAUAA
Molecule: messenger RNA, 1647 nt
Organism: Onychostruthus taczanowskii (white-rumped snowfinch)
Lineage: Eukaryota; Metazoa; Chordata; Aves; Passeriformes; Passeridae
Gene: RHOC
Product: ras homolog family member C
Exons: 6
Coding region: 321-926 (201 amino acids)
Biological process (GO): small GTPase-mediated signal transduction
Cellular component (GO): neuron projection
Molecular function (GO): GTPase activity; GTP binding
Source: RefSeq, a predicted model, not a curated record